Corticium candelabrum is the source of this 2105-nucleotide messenger RNA. Its product is annotated as protein lin-28 homolog B-like. The transcript has a single exon. Bases 287 to 817 code for a protein of 176 amino acids. The record is from RefSeq and is a predicted model, not a curated record. Lineage: Eukaryota; Metazoa; Porifera; Homoscleromorpha; Homosclerophorida; Plakinidae. Gene Ontology annotation, molecular function: nucleic acid binding; zinc ion binding.
AUCAAAUGCUUGCUCAGACUCUCCGUCAUGGCGUUUUGCAAAUCUCGUUUGGGAAUCAAACCGCAAAAGAUACUGUUUUGAGAGCUGGCCUUGACAUCAAGGAACGACAUUAUGAAUGUGUAGAGCUGUCAGGUUCACGACCACAAAAUGCACACCCUGCAGGACCACCACCUGCACUGGUGACAUGUAAGAUGCCAUACGAGAUGCCAGAUGCAACAAUAAAAUUGUAUUGUCAAAACAUGGCCAUGUGUCAUGUUUACACCGUAGAUGCUACUCUUUCGCCCUCAUGAUUGAAACAGGAGUUCGAGUAUUCACUGUUGUUAACCCCAAGGGAAUCUUUCCUAUCUCAUUGCAAGUUGGCCAUUACCUAAUCAGGUUUUAUGUCAGAUAUGCAGGUGAACCAACACGGUGUUAUCGAUGUGACGAAGUCUAUCACCACGUGAAAGACUGUCCAAAACCGUCAUCCUUCCGACGCUGUUAUUAUUGCAAUGGUACGGAUCAUGUGUAUAGAAACUGUAAAAACUAUAGUACGGCUAGCACAAGAGCUACAGAACAGAACAGACCAGAACAGUCUGACACAUCUGUGAAAGAGACUACACCACCACUACCUUGUGGUUAUGAGGGUACCUUAUCAGAUGACAAGGAUGACAUCCAACUCAGUGAAUGGGAGACAAAUAAGACAAGCUGGUGUGAAGCAGAAUCAAAUCAAGGAACGGCAAGUGAAAUUGACAUGAAAGAUGGCUCUCAGAGUGAUGCAAACGAUAAAAGAACACGUAAAAGAGGAAUGAAUGAAAAAGAAACACUCACCAACACCUGACACGAAUACACAGCUAAAACAAGGAAAGAAGAAGAAGAAGAAGAAAGCACGAGAACUCAGCUACUAUUACAACUACGGAACACCCGCAUGUGGAAAACCAGGACGCAUGUGGGACGUUGCCAGCUCCAGUCUAGACUCGACUGGAAAUGUUUUGUGUUUUUUUUUCUCUUUCCCUCUCUAGCUGUAAUAACUCCACAUAUUGCUACUCUCAUUGCUCAAGGAAUGACUAACAGGAUGAAACGACAACAAAUUGCAGACUGGAUGAUCAGAAAGAAUAUCGAUAUUUUGAGUUUACAAGAAACAUAUGCAACAGCUGAAAAUUCAAAUUGGCAAUUACAGUUUCCUAAACAUCCCAUUUUUCAUGCUUAUGGUACAAAUCAUUCCAAAGGAGUAUCUAUCAUUCUGAAAAAUAUGCCCCAACUACAAUGCAAGAAGGUCCUACAAUACUCCAACGGACGUUAUUUAUCUAUGAAAGUGAUCUACCCUUCCCUCACGUUCGACCUCGUCAACCUUUACGCACCAACGUCCUCAGCUGAUCGCAAAGAUUUCUAUCAAUCGUGACUUCACAGCUGCAGAAUGCACCAAGACUGGUUGUCUGUGGUGAUUUCAAUUGCGUCCUUAACCCCAGUAUGGACAAACUGUCCCAAGCACAACUAGGACCCAGGAGCAGCGACACUGCUGCACUUCACACGCUUCUCUCAACCCUCAACUUGACUGAUAUAUACCGACAAUGCCAUCCAGAUGUUCCGGGUUACACAUGGAGUCGAUCAAAUCCACCAGUAGCCUGCCGACUAGAUAUGUUCCUAACCUCGUGUGUUGGAAAACAAAGUACAUGAGAUUUCUGUUCUUCCCACAGCGUUCAGUGACCACUCGUGUGUACUUCUCAAACUUCUAGCUUCGUCAACAUGUACUAGAGGACGGGGAUAUUGGAAACUUAACAAAAGUCUUUGUGUGAGGCUUGUUACCGACGGAAAGUCACCGCCUUUUUCGGCAAUAUCAGAAACCACGGUUUUUAUCGCUCCUCGAAUGGUGGGACACCGGAAAGGCUCAUAUCAAAUCUUUGUCAAUACGUUAUGGAAUUCAACGCCAAAGAAAACGAAAUAAAACUAGAACCUGACUUGAACAAUCACUACAAGAAGCACAGUGCGCAAUUCAAAACGGCCAAAUCACAGCAGUCUCGAGCAGAAUUACGCUGCAGGGUCCUGCUCAAGUUGUCGCUGUGACGUAGAGUAAGUUCUCCAAGGGCUACACCAAAUAUGAAAGAAAACUUAGUCAUUUGAUGUGCAAC